AUGGAGCAAGGGCGCAGGCUAGAGAAGACACAGGUGUUCUCUAUUGUGGUGUUCGGCUCCAUCAUCAAUGAGGGUUAUGUGAACACAGAUAAGUCCCCGGUGCUGCGCUGCAUCUUCAAUGGCAAUGAAGGCGCCUGCAACUAUGGCAUUACAAUAGGGCUGCUGGCAUUCCUAGCCUGCAGCUUCUUCCUGGUGAUGGACCUCUACUUCCAACAGAUCAGCAGCGUGAAGGACAGGAAGCGCCUUGUACUCCUGGACCUGGGCUUCUCUGGCUUCUGGUCCUUCCUGUGGUUCGUGGCAUUCUGCUUUCUGGCCAACCAGUGGCAGCGGACACCUGCCAGCAAGGGGGCAUCGCAAGGCGGGGAUGCUGCCCGGGCAGCCAUCGCCUUUUCGUUCUUCUCCAUCAUCUCCUGGGUUGCCCUGACUGUAAAAGCCCUCCAAAGAUACCGAAUGGGGACUGACAUGUCUCUCUUUGCCACGGAUCAGUUUGGCCCCGAUCCCAUGGCAGGAUAUCCGGGACACCAUCCCACCAGUGGUGGCAUCGAAAGCACAGAAACCUAUCAGAGCCCUCCGUUCUCCGAGACCCUGAAUACCAGCCCCAAAGGUUACCAGGUGCCAGCCUACUGAAAGGGCAGGUGACCCCUCUCCCCCAUGAAGUUUCGGAGCAAACCGAAACCAGACCCAGAAAAAUGGGCUCACAUCCCUUCAAGGUGCAAGUAUAGUCAACAGAUUGGUUACAAGUGUAUUCAGAAGUCCUUUCAUUUUUCUUUUUUUUAAACACGUGGCGAGUUAUGUGCUGGGUUAAACUUACUCUUAGCUAAUGGUGCAGUGAAUUCUGUACAGUGGUUCUUGUCUUAUCUGUCCAAGGAUAUUUUUAUAUUAAAAAGAAAAAAAGGCAAGUGUUCCCUCUAAGCAGGAAACUCUAGAACAGUCGUAACUCCUAUUUCCCUGGCUGAAUCAGUGGCAUUUGCUCAUGACAUUUGGCUGAAAGCACACAUAAAACCUAGCAAGAGAGCAGGGGCGCUGCAGGGGUAAGGGGUGUCAGAGAAGACAAGAGGGCAGCACCAUGGCUUGAUCAAAACCCUGCCCCUUGUUUAUAGGUGUCACGAAUGCCAGAGAGACCAGCCAGAUAGAGUGCCACCUCCCCUGGCCAGCUGCUGCUUCAUCAUGUGCUUCCAGGGCAAACCAAAAAAUAAUUCUCCCAGAACUAGGAGCUUCUGUCUUCUCUUUCCCUCCCUUUCAACUUUCUUUCCUCUUUACAAACUUAGAAAAGUAGUUAAAAAGGGAUGUGCCAAAUUAAAAUACCAAAAAGAAUAGCUGUGUUAUUCUCUCUGAUGUAUAUUUGGGUGUACUGUAUAUACGUUCUAUACUUCCGGUACUAAAUGAGUGUAUAUAUACUGCACACGUGUGGUUCUGUUAUUCCAGGACACUUUGAUGUUUAAAUUGUGCUCUUAAAAAAAGCUAAACAAAAGCAUCGUUCCAGGCAGAAAGCAAACCAGUAAUAGCCCCCCAACAGCAGGAAAUGUAGCAUUUGACCACCUUAGGUGCCAUCUCAAAGAGGACUUGGUGGCUCCUACGAUCUCCUCUCCUUCUUUGAAGAACAAGCAUUUCUUGUUGAGAAAUCAGAUGGGGAAGGAAAAAAGGUUGGGAGAAUAUGCAAGGACAAAAGUGGAGACCUGAGCUCCAGGCGCUAGGUGCCACCCAGAUAUUGAUUAAAGAACAUUUGGCAUACUCUUUUUCAACAUGAAUGAGGCCAAAACAUUAUUCCUGCCAUCCCUUUAAACUGCCCAUGUUUCAAGCUGAGGCUACCUAUGUUUUCUCCUUAAACAGAGAUCCACAUUGGCAUAAUAAACAUCGUAACACUGGGGAAAUUCCCUCUCUCCUUGGCAAAGCAAACAAGUUUCAUAGGGACAGUAAAACAGAUCCUUAAGCCUCAGAAGCAAACAAAAAUAUUAAUAAUUCCUCCACAAAGGACCAGUAAUACUGAAGGGAACAGAACAGGUGUUCAGUUUUGAGGUGACUCAGUUGAUGUAAAACCAAGAGAAUGCAGUUUUUAAUAAGAAAAAUUAUUUUAAAUAAUUCCAGCUGCAAUAGAGGGGAACAUGGUCUCGGAAAUCCUCUUGCAGAGACAGGUGUCCCAGUAUUGUAGAGAUCCGAGUAUACAAGGAACUUGCCAAGUGCAAAAAACUGGAAAGUGUGAUAAUCUAUAUUAGCCGCCUAAGAUGUCCUGGAGCAGGGAGGGCAGAAUGUAAACAGAAAUAGUAAAUAAUCAAUAUACUAAAUUUUCACACAGACUGUUAAAAUGGCCAUGGUCCUAUUUCAGCCUUAAGAUGCUUGAGAUUUUAUUUUGGAAAGUGAUCGAAAGUCAGCUGUGGCAGUGCAAAACCCAUGCGAGGUUGAAGAUGAUUUUAAAACAGGGUAGAAUUGUAGCAAUACAGCAUUUUCCUUAGAGAGAACACUGGCACGUUAGCAGUGCACAAAGCUUGUGUUUAAGUAUUUUAGGAAGAAAACAAACCAUGCACACACAGAAACAGAACUAUAAAAUAUUUAAAUGUUUCUCUCGAAUGUACAUGUGAAAUAAAUGUCUGUUCAGUACAGUGUAUUUUUUCUAGCUGUAAAGAAACCCAUUUCAGAGUAUCCUUGUGGCAACUGUGAGGAAAAGAAAAAACAAGGGAGAUUUUGUUCUGUCUGAGUGGUAGGACUGUCUUGGUCGCUGUUUGUGUGCUAGAGAUUACUGUUCUGAAUGUAUGCACGUGCUGCCUACGCGUGUAUUUCCUUCCUUUUAGCCUCCCCGAGCCUGAGGGGACAGGCAGCACCUGGCUCGGGGGGUUGUGCAAAGCCGCAUUGCGCGGCACUCACAACUCAGACUGACACGGGAAGCGGGAUGGACCAAACUCUGGGCCUGAGCCGGAGCGGCCACGUCUCCUUGCUGCACGAUGAGGACUUGCUGCACUGCCCGAGGCAGCGGACUUUGCGAAAGCCAGAGGUCCCGCUACAGCAAAACUCAGACGGAUUCUGGCUCAGCGGCAUGGCGCAUCAGAUGUAGCAAGAUCUCUUCAGCACAAACUUGUAGCAAACGUGCACUUGGGGCAGAGCAGCACCGUUCCUUUCUGUGGCAAUUCUUUCCUUAGCUGUGGCAGAACGUUAGACCUUCCCCACCUGGGGCCUUGUCCUGGACAACCGGGCCCACCCCCCCACACGCAACCAGAGAUGGCAGGACCCUAAACCUUUUUUUUGCGGGGCUGUAUUGAUACCUCCCCAAAUGAUGUGCCAAAAUUAGAGAGCUACAAACCAACCAGGGAAGAAUUACAGAGAACAAGAACCUUUUAUCCCCCAAGUAAGAAUUGUCCAGUGCACCUGUCUCGCUUUUCAGAAGCCAGGCAAUGGUUUCCGAACGCUUCGUGUGGUACACCGCCCGGUAUCAUCAAGCAUGCCUUGAAGGGCACUCCACUCGCAUGGCCCAGCCCUCACCACCAGCCCUGGCAGAUCUGCCAAAGGUGAGAGAAGACCUACACAUUUUCUUCUAAGCCAAGUGGAGCAGAGAGCCAGGGUCCACCUCCAGAGCUGCAGAAACAACCCAAGCCACACAAAUUCCACUUAAGGGCGACCCCAUAAGAGAGUCAGAAGGCUAAGAAACCGUUUCCAGUUGUUUCGGGUGAUAGGGGAGCAAAGCAAGACCAACGGCCUCGGUGGCCCAGCCCCCAGCCCGGCCCCCAACCGCAGACCCUGGAGGCGAUACGUAGCCACCGGUAGGAGCAGCUCACCCUCAGAUAUUUUCUUCACUCCCCCUUCAGAGUCAUUCCAUGCGGUAGCCAUUGCUACAUAUUCCUUCCUUUUGUGAAUCUGUUUCCUACCUUUUCGCUCCAGUAUUUUGAGGACAAAAUCCCAUGCGUCAGUUUACACCCCUCUAAAACAACACACGCCCUCUCUUGCCGCUUCCCUUCUGCAGAAACUAAAAGGUCCCAGAUGCUGCAAUCCAAGAGUGGGCCAGAAGCUUCAGCCUUCCAGUGGUUGCUCAACACCUGCAACCUUUGGCCGGGACCUUUCCUUGCUCUUUCCUCCUUUAGGCUGCUCUUUUCGGCACGAUCUCCCCCCACGGCGGUCCCCAGAGAGUGCUGCAGGGAUGGGCACGCCAUGUCUAUGGAAAGGUGUGACAAUGUAAACUGUUACCGCCUCACCAGGAGGGUGUUUCCUCUUGGGUUUCCAGGCAGGGAAAGGAGCCCCAGGGCCAGUACAACUGAAUCCAAGCCCUUUGCUUUCCAACUGCUGGAAAUCACCCUGAGCAGCAUCUGCGGCACACCUGCUCAUUCCGCCUAUGUCCCAGCAAACUGCAAAUUGGCAUUUCAAGGAUGAUCAUGUUUAAGCUUGCAAAAUGUUUUCAUUCUCAAUGUUGCAGAAGCAGAAACAGGUUAAUUCUCUAUUCAGACUAAUUCCAGUUACACAAGGCCUCCCCUUUCAUCUCUUGCAAAGGCAAGAAAACCUGCCCUUGUUUUACCUGAUAAGUCCACUUUUAAUGCAAUGCAAAAGAUGCCAAACAGAUGCCUGCCUGCCUGCCUGCCUGCCUGCCUGAGGUUCCGGUUCUCCUUGUCCCCAGGGCCAGUCAGCGGCCUGUCCAACUACGGAUAAUGGAUCUGGCAAUCCAGCACAAUUGGUAGAGGCCCGGUUGGAGGAGAGCUUUCCCCUUACAAGAGAGAAAAGCCUGGAAUUUGCUGCAAUACCAUUUCGAC
Python bivittatus (Burmese python) is the source of this 4727-nucleotide messenger RNA. The record is from RefSeq and is a predicted model, not a curated record. Lineage: Eukaryota; Metazoa; Chordata; Lepidosauria; Squamata; Pythonidae.